Molecule: messenger RNA, 1587 nt
Organism: Acanthamoeba castellanii str. Neff
Lineage: Eukaryota; Discosea; Longamoebia; Acanthamoebidae
Exons: 5
Coding region: 1-1587 (528 amino acids)
Source: RefSeq, a predicted model, not a curated record
AUGCCGCGGCAUCCAAAUGCGCGCCGUCCCUUUUGCGACGAGGCCGAACUGCAACUUCUCGCCGGCGCACUCAAUGCAAGCAUCUUUGACGGCCGGCUGCCGAUACAUGCCAUAAAGGUCCGAUGGGAGGAUCGCCUGCGCACGCGACCCGGCAGGGUCAAGCUGUGCAGCGCCAAGGGUCGGUAUGCCGUCGAGCUCAACCCGCGCCUCGUCGACGACGGUCGCAAGGUGAUUGUCGUGCUGGUGCACCAACUGUGCCACGCCGCGGUCCUUCUUAUCGACGACCAGCCGUCGGGCACGCGCAGCUUGCGCUAUGCGUUUUGGGUCACCAUCGCGCAGCAGAAACGGCCCGACCUGGUCAUCGGCGGCGACCCCCAGUGCCAUGCCGUGUAUGAUUACCACUAUGCUUGCCUUAGCGUCACCGAGAUGCACCAAAAGCCGUGUCACAUUGCCUACGGCUCUCGAAGCAGGCUCGACGAAGCUGCGAUUGCGCGUUACCGCUGCCGGCUAUGUGCCCUGCCUCUUGUUGCCAUUGGAUCGCUCGACGCUCUGCCGCACGACCGCGAGAUUGUCUACAUACAGCUGGCGCGCAAAACGCGCACCAGGCCGCCAUCUUUGGGCGCCAUGCGGCUGCAGAUUGCCGCUGAAGCUGUGGGUGCUGCGUUGCAAGUGGGCAUGGCUUCGGUGGAUGCGCUAUGGCCGGCCAUUUUGCCGGGUGUUGCCUCCACGUGGCAUGCCAUGGCCGAUGCCGUGUAUCAAGAGCUGCAUAUCCGGCCCAAAGACACGAUGAGCUGGGAUGCCAUGCGCGACGUGCUUGGCAAAGCGCGUGAGCAAAAGACCUGUGCCUUGUCAGCGCGCCUCUUGCCCGGAACUACGAGUGAGGACAAUGCCAUCUCGCUCACGGCCGCCUACUACUACCUCUAUGCCAAAGCCGCCGUUGCCGUCAACGUGACGAAACACGGCGUGGUCUACGUUGUUCCUCACACGCCCGAGUGCGACGAGUGUCCAACGUCCCAACUGGUCGACCUCGGACAAGAGGCGCUCCCAUUCCCCCUUACUCUCGGCCAAGACACCAUGUGCUACUCGCAGUCACUCUCGGUAUCGCUGGCGCUCGCCAGCUGGGUCGCCGUCGCAUGGCUUACACGCACCAAGAGGACCGACGGCCAACGGGCCGUGCCGCCCUACCUGGGGCCGAUCGCGUUCUACGCCAUCAUGGAGACGCAAACUUCUCGUACACGUCGCGCACCAACGAUGUGGCUGCCGCGCGUGCUGCGCAACGACGAGAUCAUGGUCGGACCGCAGGUGUGCACCCGGACCGGGCCGUCCCACCUCACCUGGACCCUACCCUACCAGAGCAAGAACGGGCUUGAAGCCAACCUCUUCCCCUACCUGCUCCUGUGGUUCUACCCGGCGCUCUACGAGCCACAAGGCGCGGUGCGCUGCGCGUGCUGGAUCGCGCAGGUGCUGGUGGUGGUGUUCACGGCCGGCUCCAUCCACGAGCUACCCACCACCUGGUGCGCACUCUCGGUCGUGGAGGCGCAGUUUGGCGCCGAGGAUUGCUCUUUGGCGGGCGACCACGAGGCCUGA